GUGAAGAAGUUUAUCCCAGUAUGAGCUUUUUUCUGUUCUGUAAGGUUUUUUUUUUACUGGCUAAAACAUAAAUAAAUAAGUCUGAAGGAGAGUAAUAUUGUUUCUCGUAUGAGGAAAGCGAUGAGACAUCGGUCAACUUCACCUCCGCUUCAUGUCCACGUCAGUGACGACACACCGGUCCAUGUACACAUAAAGAGUUUCAGAAAGAGUCCAAACAAAACACAGCAGGGGAAGAUCAAAACAGAUGCAGGAAGUCUCCGUCCCACAGCCACGGUCAGAACCCGCGUGCCAUGGAUUCCCCCGGGUAAAACCUCCAUACGUGACUCGGCGUUCAAGUGGGAGGGUCUGACACACCGCCUCGAGAUUGUACCACCACUUCCAGAACCAGAACCAGAACCAGCAUCAGAGACCCAACAUUCUCCUCUGCGAUUGGCUGACCUGGCAACAGACGAGGAGGAGGAGCAGGGGGAGGGACUACACGGACGAAUCAGCCAGUACGAGAGGAAGAUUGACAGUUUAAUGACAGAAGUCGGCUCUCUGAAGAACGAGGUGGAACUCCGUAAGAAGGCGCAGCAGCUGGAGCGUCAGUCGGAGCGGCUGAGUGCGUCGAAGCGAGUGAUCGCGGAGCAGGAGGAGGAGCUCGCCGAGGUCACCAAGGAGCUGGUGGAGACGGAGCGGGAGAACUCGCGCUUACGCCAGUCCAUGGAGAAGAUGCUGGAGGAGAGCGACGUCCACAGACCGGACAGAACUCCUCAGGACAAAGACGCUCUGCUCAGGAAGCUGAUGGAGGCCGAGGUGGACGGAGUGGCCGCCGCCAAACAAGUGUCCGCUCUCAGAGAGUCUGUGUCCAAACUGGGCGGAGCCACAAGAGCGUCGGCUGCUGAGGUUUCAGGCCUGGAUCAUCAGAAGAUGAUGCUGCUGCAGAAACUGGAGACGUUUGAGAACACGAACAGAGCUCUGAGGCAUCUUCUCAGGGAGCAGCACGGAUCCAAGAUGGAGUCAGUGCGACUGUCGGAGCAGAAGGAUGAUUUACUGAAGAGACUGGGAAACACAGAGGCCGACAACGCUCUUCUUGUGGUGAAACUUCAAGAGAGAGAGAAAGAGGUCGAUGAGCUCUCCAGACUCCUGGACACGGAGAAGGACAAUUCCAAGAGCACGGUUCAUUUGUCCAAGAGUCUGGAGUCGACACGAGCUCAUUUACAAGGACAGCUGCGCAGCAAAGAGGCCGAGAACAACCGACUCGUUGUUCAGAUAAAGAACCUGGAGCGAGCGGCCGAGCGUCAGAAAGUGGAGCUGGAACAUCUGAAGGAGCAGCUGACGAGGCAGAAGCAGCAGGCGAGCGCUGACCGAGACGCUCUGAAACGAGCCACGAGAGUCCAGAAACAGAGAGCGGAGCGCUGCCAGGACACCACGGGACAGCUGAGCGUCCAACUCCUGGACAUGGAGAAGCAGUUGACUGAAGCUCUGUCCACAGCUGAAAGUUGGCAAAGUCUUCACACACAACAGGUGAAAGACAAGAGUAAACUGGAGAUGGAAGUGUCGCUGCUCAACAGUCGUAUUUCAGAGCUGACGGAGCAGAUUCGCAGCGCGGAGGAUAAAAGUCGUCUGGAGAGAGAGACUCUGCUGGACCGACUGCACGUCCUGACCACGGAGAACACGGCAGCCAAACUGGACAACCAGGCUCUGAAGGUCUCAGCGACCACGGUGGACGAGAAGCUGCUGGUGUCUCAGUCUGAGCUGCAGCAGGUCAGAGCUUCCAUCAGGCAGUAUGAAAGUCUGCUGGACAGCUACAAGAUCCAGGUGGGAAAAACACGAGCCGAGGCCGACGACUUCGCUGCUCGUCUGGCUCGGGCGGAGCAGGCGGCUCAGGCCGUGCGGGGGAAACUGGACCAGGAGGUGGACGAGGUCCGUCGGGAGCUGCAGGGACGUCUGGCAGAGCUGGAACCCCUGCCCGACGCUCUGCGCCGCGCCGAGCUGCGGCUGCAGGAGGCUCAGGACCGAGAGCGCGGUCAGGAGAGACGCAGCGCCGAACUCGGCAACAACCUGACCGAACUACGCAUGAAGGUGGAGACGCAGGGAAACCACAUGGAUCUGCUGAGACAGAAGAACAAGGUUCUGCUGGAGGAGAACAGACGGCUGCAGCAGCGAGUGGAGACUCUGGAAAAGACGUUGGAGGAUUCCAGCGCUCAGAACAGCGAGCUGCUGUCAGUCCUCAGCAAGCGUGAAGACGCCGUUCACAGCAAUCAGCUCCGCCUGGAGGAGAAAACCAGAGAGUGUUCCCUGCUGAGCCGAGGUCUGGAGGAGGCUCUGGACGACGCUCGACGACAGGUGUCGGAGAGCCGAGAACGUGCUUCCACCAAAGAACGCUCCACCCAGGCCAAGAUCGUGGAACUGGAGACGCAGCUCAGCAGAACCACGUCAGAAAUCAACCAACUGCGACGUAGCAAAGAGGAGGCGGAGCGGCGAUACCAGAGUCGACUCCAGGACAUGACGGAUCGUCUGGAGCAGUCGGACAGCACCAACCAGAGCCUGCAGAACUACGUCCAGUUCCUCAAAGAGUCGUACACCAACGUGUUUGGAGACGUGGUGGUCAGCAGCUCCCUGCAGGCUCCUCCCUCUCCCAUCUGACCGUCCCACCAUCACACAGUCAGGGUUAUAACCAAACGAGAACCCGAAGGACCUGGAACACAGGAGCUGUGGUGGGUCGGAAACGCAGAAUUUUCCCAAACCUUAAAAAGCCUCAGCGCUGCUCUCAAAACAUAUCUCAACCAGAGAAGGAGAAAAAUGAGAGACAGCGGUCGAGAUGAGGUAAAACAUAGAGCAGUUUCUCCCCAAACUUUAUAUUUGAGGACUGUCGUUACCCAAAUCACA
Molecule: messenger RNA, 2871 nt
Organism: Solea senegalensis (Senegalese sole)
Lineage: Eukaryota; Metazoa; Chordata; Actinopteri; Pleuronectiformes; Soleidae
Gene: odf2a
Product: outer dense fiber of sperm tails 2a
Exons: 19
Coding region: 109-2628 (839 amino acids)
Biological process (GO): regulation of cilium assembly
Cellular component (GO): centrosome
Source: RefSeq, a predicted model, not a curated record